GGGCAUUCCCCAAGUUAACCCGACAACCUGUUCCACUUCCACCACCAGAAUCCACGAGAACCAAACCCGCCAGGCCCGCCCGUGCACCUCUCGGCCGGAGACGCAACCAGCCCUCCCCUCCAUGACCCCUGGCUCGGAGGAUAGAGCAGCAGCCAACAACAACAGACCGGCCGACCACUCCUACCCUCAGUCAACCAGGGAACCGUUAUACCAGAUACCGAACCUGAGGCCUGCCGGCCAGGGUCAUUUGCUACCCUCGUGCUCGCGAGGUCCACGACUCACCCUCUCUGCAAGGCGCUGCAGCGCUGCUUCAGGCACGCGCCCCUCAGCCAGCACGGUACGAUCCUGGUCCUGUAGCCACGGCCGACCGUCUCCGACCUCGACCGCGACCGCGACCAGAGCCGGUUUCUUUUGGGGUCAGAGAAUGAGCUUGGGUGUCGCGUCGAGAAGUCGGUAUCACAUGCUGGGACCACAGAGGGACCUCCACUGAGACUCUGCAACAUCGGUUUGGAGCCAUAGUUUGCGGGCAACGACUGGUACCUGCUAUUCAACCCGACUAUUGCCCAGCCGUCCCGAGGGCCUGCGAACCUUGAACCUCUCGUCGUCAACCUGUACCGGCCCCUCCUUUCAAGUCGUCUUUCUUGUUGCGCGAGGCCUUUACAAGGCCUGCGCUCAAAUAGGAUCCAGCAGCCAUGGCCGGAGGAAACAUCAAGGUCGUGGUGAGGGUGCGGCCGUUCAACAGCAGAGAAAUCGACCGCGGCGCAAAAUGUAUCGUGGAGAUGAAAGAUGCCCAGACAGUCCUUACCCCGCCGCCAGAUGCUCCCCAGGGCAAGAACUCGAAAGACAGUGGCCAGAAAGUAUUCGCAUUUGAUCGAUCAUAUUGGUCCUUCAACAAGAACGACUCGCAUUAUGCCGAACAGCACCACUUACAUGAGGAUCUGGGAAAGCCGCUUCUGGACAAUGCGUUCCAAGGUUACAACAACUGUAUUUUUGCGUACGGCCAGACCGGUUCUGGAAAGUCCUACUCGAUGAUGGGCUAUGGCAAAGAACAUGGUAUCAUCCCUAUGAUCUGUCAAGACAUGUUUGAAAGAAUAAGUGGCAUAACACAGGCGGACCCGCACACGCGAUGCACUGUGGAGGUGUCGUAUUUGGAAAUCUACAAUGAGAGAGUCAAGGACUUGUUAAAUCCAGGCACCAAGGGGAACCUAAAAGUCCGAGAGCACCCGUCGACCGGUCCUUACGUUGAAGACCUCGCCAAACUCGUCGUCGGCAGCUUUCAGGAGGUCGAACACCUCAUGGAUGAGGGCAACAAGGCCAGAACCGUGGCCGCUACGAACAUGAAUGCGACAUCCAGCCGAAGCCACGCCGUGUUUACACUCAUGCUCACUCAGAAGACGGUCGACACCGAAACCAAGAUGGAGAUGGAGAAAGUUGCCAAGAUCAGUCUGGUCGAUCUCGCGGGUUCCGAACGAGCGACGUCCACGGGUGCCACAGGGGCGCGUCUCAAAGAAGGUGCCGAGAUCAACAGGUCGCUGUCCACGCUCGGCCGAGUAAUCGCUGCUCUCGCAGAUCUCUCCACCGGCAAGAAAAAGAAAGGCGCGGCUUCACAAGUACCCUAUCGAGACUCAGUCCUCACAUGGCUGCUGAAGGACUCCUUGGGUGGUAACAGUAUGACUGCAAUGAUAGCAGCUAUCAGUCCUGCUGAUAUCAACUAUGACGAGACCUUGAGUACGCUGAGAUAUGCCGAUUCCGCCAAACGAAUCAAGAACCACGCUGUUGUCAACGAGGACGCCAAUGCCCGCAUGAUCAGAGAGCUCAAGGAAGAGCUGGCUCAGCUCAGGAGCAAGCUCAGCGGCGGAGGCGGUUCUGUCGGCGGAGCUGGCGUGCCCGCAGAUGAAGUCUACGCGGAGGGCACGCCUCUCGAAAAACAACUGGUCACGAUUACUGCAUCAGACGGCUCUACGAAGAAGGUUUCCAAGGCGGAAAUCGCCGAGCAGCUGAGCCAAAGCGAAAAGCUGCUGUCAGACCUUAACCAGACCUGGGAGCAGAAGAUGGCCAAGACAGAGGAGAUCCACCAAGAGCGGGAGGCUGCCCUUGAGGAACUCGGCAUCAGCAUCGAGAAGGGAUUCGUUGGGCUGAGCACCCCCAAAAGGAUGCCGCAUUUGGUCAACCUGUCCGAUGAUCCGCUCCUGGCGGAGUGUCUCGUCUACAACUUGAAGCCUGGCAUCACAACCGUGGGCAAUGUCGAAUCGGAGGCCAACAGCAACCUUGGAAUAAGAUUGAAAGGAACCAGAAUCCAAGCCGAGCAUUGCUCGUUUGAAAAUGCUGCGGAUGGCACUGUCACACUCUCCCCCAGGGAAGGCGCGGCCGUCAUGAUCAAUGGCAAGCGAAUCACCGAGCCGCAGCAGUUGCAUUCGGGCUAUCGCGUCAUUCUUGGUGAUUUCCACAUCUUCAGGUUCAAUCAUCCUAUGGAAGCUCAGGCGGAGCGAGCAGAGAGGACUGAAACGCAACGGCAGAGUCUCCUGCGUCAGUCGAUCACUGCCAGCCAACUACAGGCGCUCGAGCGUACAUCGCCAACGCCUAGCCCGAGGCUCCCACAUGAGCGUAGCUGGAGUAAAGCAGGAUCCGAGUUCGGCAGUGAUAGCCGUUCAGACUCGCCAGCGCCGCGCGGUCGCGAUACCGACUGGUCGAUGGCCAGACGAGAAGCUGCAGGGGCCAUUCUCGGCUCGGACCAGAACCUUUCAAACCUGACAGAUGAGGAACUCAAUGCACUUUUUGAGGACGUUCAGCGAGCCAGGGCUGAGCGUGUCACCGGGAAGGAGGGUGAGGACGACAUGGAAUCUCAGGCGUCCUACCCCGUCAGAGAAAAGUACAUGUCGACUGGUACGAUCGACAACUUCUCACUUGAUACGGCUCUGACGAUACCUUCGACACCGAAACAAGGCGAUUCUGACGACAAAAUGCGCGAUGCUCGUGAUGAAAUGCAGACGCAAUUGGAUAAGCAAAAGGAGGAAUUUCAUGAACAGCUAAGGGCCGCUCAAGCAGCCAAUGUCGAAGUCGAAGAGAUUAGGAAAGAGAAGGCGCACAUGGAGGAGACCUUGAAGAAGAUGAAAGAGGACAUGCAGAAACAGCUCGAAGUACAGAAGCGCGACUUUGAGGCCAAAAUCGAGAAGCUCGAUCCUCUAAAGAGGCCGAAAGCAAACCCCAAGCUAUCGGACGAUGAGAUCGAGCUGGCCAAGAAAGUUGUAAAGCAUUGGAGAGGUCGACGGUACGUUCAGAUGGCCGAAUCAGUGCUACAACAUGCUGCGACCUUGAAAGAGGCACAAAUCAUGAGCCAGGAGUUGGAUGAGAGCGUCGUCUUCCAGUUCUGCGUCGUUGAUUCGGGCCAUGACCUCUGUUCUUCUUACGAUAUGAUCCUCAACGGUGGAGAGUCCGACGACUUCGCGCUCGAGCAAGCAAUCAAGCCGUGCAUCGGCGUCCGCGUGGUGGAUUACAAACACAGCCUGGUCCAUCUCUGGAGCUUGCACAAGUUGCACGACCGUGUUCGGCAAAUGCGACAGAUGCACCAGUAUCUGGAUCAGCCAGAGUACGCUCAGCAUCUGAGUCUCGACAAUCCCUUUAUCGAGACCUGCAUGCCUCAGUACACGCUUGUGGGGGAGGCAGAUGUUCCGCUGAAGGCGGUCUUUGAGUCUCGAGUCCAAGACUUCCAUCUCGACGUGCUCUCGCCACAUACGUCUCACGCCAUCGGUAUCAUCAAGUUGUCGCUCGAACCGUCAUCAGCCCGAGCACCUACAAAUUCGCUAAAGUUCAACGUUGUGAUGCACGAAAUGGUGGGGUUCGCCGAGCGCGAAGGCACGGAAGUGCAUGCCCAACUUUUCAUCCCUGGCAUUUCCGAAGAGGACGGCAUCACAACCACCCAGAUGGUGAAGGAUUUCGACGAAGAUCCUAUCCGAUUUGAGAGCGUCCAUAGCAUGAACGUUCCCCUUUUCGCUCCUCCUGAGGUGGUUCUGCGUGUGGCCAUUUUUGCAAAAGUGUCCUCUAUGCACCUCGACAAGCUCCUUAGCUGGGAUGACAUGCGAGAUGCUGUGCCCAGCUCGAGAGGCAAGCCUAAAUCAGCUCGGAUCAACGAGUCCCACUUCUACACUGAAGAAAAGCAUGAUCUGCUUUCUCGCAUUCAGGUCUUGGAAAUGGACGAGAAUGGCGAAUAUGUCCCAGUCGAGGUUGCACAAACCGGCGAGCUGGACAGUGGAACCUUUCAACUGCACCAGGGUUUGCAGAGACGCAUAACUGUCAACCUGAAUCACAGCUCUGGCGAUAUCCUACCCUGGGACGACGUGGUUUCCGUUCGUGUUGGAAAGAUACAGCUCGUGGAUGCUGCUGGGAAGAAUCCGGACUUGGGCGCCGCCUCACCCGACAUUUCUCUCAAAUUGGUGUCACAACCUGUCUUCCGACAAAACGCCAAUGGCACGCGCAGCGUCACCAUCACCGGCCAGUGGGACUCUAGCUUGCACAAUUCGCUUCUGUUGGACCGCACGACAGGGGAAAAGUAUCGAGUGCAGAUGGCCAUCAGCUGGGAAAUAAGUUCCUCAAAGCUCGCCGAGCCCAUGCGUUUCUCGAAGAACGUCUUCUGCCAAAUUCUGUCGCGCUCCUUCGUGCGGCAGACGUCUAUGCUCUCUGCCCUCUGGCAGAGUGUCCGCUUUGUGCAUUCCAGCACAGCCAUUUUCACCCUCAAAAUGCGUCCGGCGCCUAUCAAGCGAGUUGGUGAUCUGUGGAGAAUGAACAGCCAGCACGACUACGUGAAGGGCGAGGAAAACUUGACCACCUGGACUCCGCGAGGCAUUUCUCUGAUCAGCGAUUACAUCAGCACGCGGAAAAAGCGCAGGCGCAUCGCUGAGAUUGGUGCAAUGCAGAACUUUCUGAAGAAGGUGGGACUGCCGGAGCCGAGAGCUGCGCUAGAUGGAGGAAACCAAGGACUGGACCCUGGCUCCCCGCCCGAAAGUCAGAGGGAAGACGAUGUUGACUCAAUCGACGAGUUGCUACAGGAUACUCCAGAUGUGUCGCAGGUUCUGGAUCCUGUGGAACCUCCAAUGCCAAUCGACGAAGCAGCGCGUGAGUCAGCCGAUGAGCAAUCGGGUGACCUAUCUGGCGGGCAACCUGGUGAACUAUUUGGUGGGCAGGAGCAGGCACAGCCAACAAAAGGCGAGCCACCAAAUCAAGAGGACGAAAUAGCGACUGAGCUCUCAGAAAGGACUAUUCCGAAGUCAGAAUACUCUGAGCGUGAGUCGUUCAUUCUAGAGCGAUGUCUGAAGCUGUGGAGAAGAUACCCGGACCCCCUCAACCAGAUAUUGAGCGAAGUAAACACCAAACCACCUGAGCACGGCAACCCAGUUUCUCCUUCACAGCCCGAGCUCUUGGCUACCGUCAUCCGCGUUUCCAAGAACCCGACUGUGCUCAAGGGCGGCUACCUCCUGGUGCCGAGCAGUGAUGCCACUCGAUGGAUAAAGCGUUUCGUGGAGUUGCGCCGACCAUACCUCCACAUCCACAACGUUACAGAUGGGGAGGAGGUUGCCAUCGUCAGCUUGCGCAACUCUCGAGUCGACAGCCAGCCGACCAUUCUGGACUUGCUGAACGAGACAGAUGGUGACGACGGCGGUAUGGACAUGAGUGCCGCCCUGACCGCGUCACCUGAACAACUCCGUUCACAACAGAAUAGCAGCAGGCCAACGCACCACCGGAGAGGCUCCUCGGGACGGGUCAUCACUAGCAUCGUUGGUAAUAUCAACGGUGAUGGGACUGCAUCGUCACAUGCCAGGAACAGAAGCGUCAGUUCUGGACUCGCCAAGCUGUCACCAAGGCUGCAAGCCGGCGUGUUUGCCAUCUACGGGACGGAUAAUACUUGGCUCUUCGCGGCUCGGAGCGAGCGUGACAAGCUCGACUGGAUCUUCAAGAUUGAUCAGAGCUAUUUCUCGUCGAGCAGUGGGAGUCCGGAGGGGAACGGUGCUGAGAGCCCUAAUGGGGGCUACUGAAUGACCUGGACUAAUCUGGGAGAUCUUGGCUUAUUGCUUGACCACGAUUGGGAUAAGGCGUUCAUGCGAAGGUGAAUUGCUCUGAGCAGUUCGGAGCGCAAUCUCGCUAUCAAGGCAUAAUAUGCUACAGUCGUUUCCGGCGGCAAACAUAGAAUCAGCUUCAGGUUCUGUGAGGAGCCUAGCAGCACCCCAUAUUUCCUUUGUUUUGUGCUUGUCCGUGUCGCUAUGUGUUAUAGACUAUACCCAUACCCCCCUUUCGCGAUAGUGGCCACAGAAGAAUGCAUAUGCCAUGAUGGCGCGGAGAAGAAGACUUGAGAGAAAAGCCGAGGGAAAGAUGCAGGAUACCCAGGCACAUUGUCUAUCUGGAUUAAUCAGGUUCGUGCCGGGCAGCUAGAAGAGAUAGGUUUCUGGAUGACUGAAAGAAAUGAUGGGAACCAUGAUUGCUACUAAGGAACUCUCCAUGUUCUGACCCUCGGCCAUCAUCCCAUCAGACUCUGCAUAAGUAUCUACCUAGGUACCUAGGUGGGUACCUAGGUGGGUACCUAGGUGGGUACCUAGGU
Messenger RNA from Diaporthe batatas, 6586 nucleotides. RefSeq lists its product as uncharacterized. Gene Ontology annotation, cellular component: kinesin complex; microtubule. The transcript has 2 exons. The record is from RefSeq and is a predicted model, not a curated record. Gene Ontology annotation, molecular function: ATP binding; microtubule binding; ATP hydrolysis activity. Bases 693 to 6026 code for a protein of 1777 amino acids. Lineage: Eukaryota; Fungi; Ascomycota; Sordariomycetes; Diaporthales; Diaporthaceae. Gene Ontology annotation, biological process: microtubule-based movement; cytoskeleton-dependent intracellular transport.